Linum tenue is the source of this 261-nucleotide messenger RNA. Lineage: Eukaryota; Viridiplantae; Streptophyta; Magnoliopsida; Malpighiales; Linaceae. The record is from the annotation of a GenBank genome assembly.
AUGACCACUGUUGCUGUCAUCUUGUCUACCACCAAUGCGACAUUUGGUGGAUGGGAAUGGGAGCCGAUAAAGAACUUGAAGGAUGAGCACGUCAAAGAGAUUGCCGAGUACGCAGUGGAGGCUUACAAUAUGAUAUCUAAUUCUUUCCCGAUACAACUUGUAAAAAUCGAGAAAGGAAAAAUCCGAUAUGCUGGUGGCACGAACUACAAGCUCGUCGUGGCGGCGGUUGUACCGGAAACGGGAAACAUGUUACAUUCGUAG